Molecule: messenger RNA, 5349 nt
Organism: Vanessa atalanta (red admiral)
Lineage: Eukaryota; Metazoa; Arthropoda; Insecta; Lepidoptera; Nymphalidae
Gene: Acci
Exons: 20
Coding region: 183-5144 (1653 amino acids)
Biological process (GO): proteolysis
Molecular function (GO): serine-type peptidase activity; RNA binding; dipeptidyl-peptidase activity
Source: RefSeq, a predicted model, not a curated record
AUUUCCAACAUGUCUGCCUUUCUCUGAAGUUCUGAACCUCCUUUCAAUUGUUAGUGAGAUUCAUGACAAAAAGAAGCUAAAAAAAAUAACGGUUGUUAUUUGGAAAUAACUAAUUUACAAUCUAGAUUGAUCUUAAAACAUCGAAUAGUUGUAUCUCAUUUAAAAUACGAACCUUCACAACAAUGCGUCGUAAAAGCGAACGCACCGCUAGUAAAAAAACAAGAGUCUCUCCUGAGCCUAAGGAAAAGAUUGAAAAGGUGAGGCGGACUAGAACACGUCGCAGAAAACAUUCGUCGUCAUCAGAAAGUGAAUCUGCUGAAGAUACUGUUCCAAAAGAAACAGUCGUGGUUAGUCAAACCGAGACCACGGUCCCGCCAAAACCUGCAAAAGAAGACAGUCCCGAAGAGUCACAAGAGCAAGUGUGGCACGUUAAAGCUACUGAAAGUUCAGGGGAUGUUGGUGAGAUUAAAAAGCUUAAAAUAUGUCUUGCACGUCCGCCCUCAACACCAGAAAGGCCCGACAGAUCACCUAGAAGCAGAAGGAAGCACUCACGAGCAACAAGCUCGAGUGACACUCAAAGUGUAGAAGGAGAGGAAAAAAAAAAGUCAAAACAUCGGUCUAAGAAAUCAACUGAAUCUAAAGAUGUGACAGACAAGAACCAAGAUAGUCAGGGAGAUGAGGCAGAAGUGGCGACACAAGCGCCCAUGACGACGGAACCUGAAUCUACAGAAAUUACUGAAAGCACUCAACAAAGUAUAGCUGUAGCUGAUGAGACACCCAUGUCAACAACAAGUGAAGAAAUUAAAGAUGACAAGGUAGAAUCAACAGAACCAAGUGAAGGUAAGGAUAGUGACCAAAAGGCCCAAGAAGAAUCAAAGGAUAAUGAAUCUAAAGAUAAGCCAUCUGAUGCUGAUACAACUGUUGUUUCUCCAAAAUCAGAUGAAGACAAAGAUAAAGACAGUAACUCUCAUAAAAAUGAGAGCCCGACAAGAAAAAGGAGUCUGUCAGAAGAGAAAUCUGAAAUUUUAGAAUUACAUGCAGAUGAAAGUAGAUGUGAAUCUUCAGAGAUAAGUCUAAAUGAAUCUCAGGGGGAAGACGCCAAAGCUACAUUAGAUCAGGACAAAGACAUUAGCAGUGUGGUCUCAAAUGAGGUAAGUAUUAAUGAAAGUACAACUGAAAUUUCAGGGAAAAGAGAGUCUAAUAAUGAGGACAUAAUAAAUAUUAAUAAAAAUGAUGUUGUAGAGAGCCCUAAAAGUGUAGAAACAGAGAAGGCAAUAUUAGUUCCAAUAGAAACCAAUGAUGAAGUAACUACUGAAACCACGGAAAAAAUACAUGAAGACCAGAAAAAUGAGAAAGAGGAUACUAAUCUUUCUAUUAGUGACAUUCCAAAGGUACAAAUUAGUCCAGAAGUUUCAAAUAAUAAACCUAUUCAGGAAAUUCCAGAAGAACAAAAUAUUAAUAAAGUGACCAAUGAUGAAAUAAUUAUAGAUGUACCCAAUUGUAAAACUACAGAAGAGGAUGUCCCUGAUAAUAAAAUUAUUAAUGAUGAUAAUAAUGAAAAAACUAUUGAAGAUGUUCCCAAUAUUAAAACUAAUCAAGAUGUCACCGAUAACAAAAGUUCAGAAGAGGUUUCUGUAGAUCCCAAAAGUAAAUCUCCAGAAGUUGCCAGCAAUGAUUCUAUUCCAAAUGUUUCAAAUGACCAAUCUGUUCUAGAGAUUGCCACUGAGCAAACAAUACCAUUGGUAAUUAAUAGAAAAAGAAGAUGGGGUUCACGUCCAAGUAAAUUGUCCACACAAAAAUCUAUUACAAUUUCUACUGAUAUUCUUAAGGAGAUAAUACCUGAUGUUAAACCUGCUGAGUUUGAUGAAGUGAUUGAAGAAAAGAAGCAUAAGCGGGUGGAGGUAGCUGCUAAAGUUGAAAGACCAGUAUUGCCAAAAAUUGUUAUUGACAAUACAGAAAAUGUAGAAAUUCACAAAGAUCAUAAAUUAGAAGAUAGAGAUAAGGAAAAUGUUAAAGCAAAGGAUUCAAAUCUUGCUUCAAUGCGGAAAAUAUCCAUUGUCAGAGACAAUGAUGAUUUUAUAUCAAGACCACCGAGUCCACCGAAACAUAAACAGUCAAGCAUUCUGUAUAUAACAAACUUAGUAAGGCCAUUUACAUUGCCACAGUUGAAAAAUUUAUUACAAAGAACUGGAAAAAUUAUGGAGAAUGGAUUUUGGAUUGAUAGAAUAAAAUCAAAAUGUUUUGUGAAAUAUGAAACUGAAGAUCAAGCUGUAGAGACACGUCAUGCUUUGCAUGGAGUUACUUGGCCGGUGUCAAAUCCUAAGACGUUACAUGUAGAUUUCUCAACAGAAGAAGACUUUGACAAAGCUAAAGCUAAUGAAGACACGGACAAUGCUCAGGCUUCGACAAUUCCUGGAACUGUUGAAGAUUGGCUACGGGAGCAAGAUUUAAAGAGAGAAAAGGGGGAAAUAGAUAAGCCAUGGGAGAAGAAGGCUUCAAUGCGUGAGUGGGACUAUGGCAAGAAUGAGAAGAACAAGGAAACCGGGCGCCCAGACAAGAUGCUACGGGAUGAACGACCGCUUGAAAAAAGAAGACACCGCACUCCUGAACGAAGUCCAGAACCAGCGAGGAAGUUUAAGAAAAAGGAGGAGGAGGCACCAGCCAAGUUAUUGGAUGAUUUAUUUAGAAAGACAAAGACAACUCCAUGCAUAUAUUGGCUUCCGCUGUCUGCGGAAACGAUAGCAAUAAAAGAGGAGCAACGGCGGCAACAUAUGGCCGAGCACGAGCGGCGGCUGCAGGAGCUGCGUCGAACGCACCGCAGACAUUAUGGAAUGAUACCCUUUGCGUUACGCAAUCGGGUGAAAUGCGCUACCAUCGCUGACUCACCGCAUACCUUUGUCAAAAUGCAAAUAUGGUUGGCGCUGGUGUCACUGGCGGUGGCGGUGAACGCAGAUAACCCUUUCACGUUGGAAGAGUUCGUUAGAGGGCAGUUUUCUCAGCGAGGAUUCAGUGGAACAUGGAUAUCUGAUACUGAGUUUACAUAUACAAUUGCCGGCGAGCCGGGUAUCUAUGUCUUUGAUGUCCCAACACUUACUUCGAACGUGCUUGUAUCUGGAGAAUUGAUGAGUUUCCUGAACACCAGCAGACCCAUACUUUCUGAGGACAGACGAUAUAUUUUAGCUCCAAGCGAAGUGGAAUCAGUAUACAGAUAUUCAACAACGGCUAAGUUCGCUCUCUACGAAAUAGCUACAGGCAAUGUAAGAAAUAUCGCAAAUCAUCAGCGUCUACAGCUGUGCAUCUUCGGCGGCGGACAUUCCUUAGCUUACGUGUUGGACAAUAACUUGUACUAUUUGCCGGAAAAUACUGACCAGCCUGUUCAGAUUACCACAGAUGGCAUCCCUGGAGUCAUUUAUAAUGGCCAUGCUGAUUGGGUCUACGAAGAGGACGUCAUGUAUACUGGACAAGCGACCUGGUUCUCUCCUGAUGGCAACUAUUUAGCUUUUGCCAGUUACGACGACACAUUAGUGGAGACAUACUCAUAUUAUUACUAUGUAGAUAAGAGUGAUCCAGAUGACUUGUAUCCUGAACUUUUUCAUCUCAAGUACCCAAAGGUCGGCCGAGUAAAUCCUACAGUUAAACUUCGCGUAGUCGAUCUAAGGACAGCAGCAACUACUCUUUCAAACGUAACCCUGGAGGCACCAAGCGCAGUCUCCAGUGAUCAUAUACUAGGAGGAGUUACUUGGACCAGUGCAACAGAGAUAGCUGCACAUUGGCUAAACCGCAGACAGAAUUAUACUGUUCUGAGGAUAUGCAAUAUCGUUACAUUGCAGUGCGAAGAGGAACAUCGUGCUCAGUCUAAUGGUUGGGUACCCAUCGCUUUGCCCCGCUUCAGUAGAGCUGGAGACUUCUACGUGUCCACUCGGUGGUCUUUGGAACAAGCAGAUGGAAAUAUUUGGCAGCAUUUGUAUGUCAGUAUAAGAGUCAAUGGAGAAAUCGUAUCGAGUUCCGUCACCCCUGGAGCAUUCACUGUGAACAAUUUCAUUGGAAUGGAUGAAGAUAAUUUGGCUUACUACUACACACGCACGGUCACCAACGCGCCGUGGCAGUCGCAGGUGCACGUGUCGGGUGCGCGCGCGGGCUGCCUCAGCUGCGAGCUGCGCCUGCCGGACGGCGGCCCGUGCGCCUGGGCUACGGCCACCGCCAGCCGGCACGCCUCAUACCUCACUAUUACCUGCCAGUCGCCCGACGAGCCUUCCGCCACCUACAUUGUCAACCCAUUAACUCGUCAAACCUUAUAUGUUUGGGAGGAUAAUCAGAUCGUACGUGACCGUCUCGUUGGUAAAAGCAGACCACAGAGCAUAAUAACGACGGUGCCUCUGGAAAAUGGCUACCCAGCACCUGUGAGGCUGUUCUUACCUCCGGGAUUGAAUGUUAGCGACACUACUAAGAAGUAUCCAGUCGUAUUCUAUGUUUAUUCAGGACCGAACACGAAUACCGUGUAUGAUACUUUUACUGUUGGUUACCAUUCAUACCUUACUACCAGCCGUGACACCAUUUACAUGUUGGCGGACAGACGUGGGGCGGGACUAAAUGGACAGGAAAUGCUAUAUUCCCUCAACAAUGCGCUUGGAACUGUUGAAAUCUUUGAUCAUUUUGUUGUUUUAAGACAAGUACUAAAUCGCUACGGAUUUAUGGAUCCCAAUCGUGUUGCCAUCUGGGGCCACAGUUAUGGAGGAUAUGCCACGCUCUUGACGUUGGUCCACGAUGACCAGAACAUGUUCCAGUGUGGCGUGUCCACUGCACCCGUCACCUCUUGGUUGUAUUAUAACACAAUGUACACCGAGAGAUACAUGGGUCUUCCCACCGCUGAAGACAAUUUAUCUGGUUACGAAGCUGGUGAUGUAACGCUGCUGGCGGAGAAACUUCGAGGCAAGAAAUUCUAUGUCAUGCAUGGUAAUGCGGAUGACAACGUCCAUUACCAGAACGCUGCCAAGCUGUUCAAGAUCCUUGCGGAGCUUAACAUACCAUUCGAUCAGAUGUCAUAUCCCGAUGAAGCUCACAGUCUGGCUGGAGUCAAUAUGCACAGAUACGGUACAAUGAACCGUUAUUUCGAAAAAUGCAUCGGCAUCCCCGCUGAAGCCUAACAUAGUUCUAGUAAAACUAAAUAGAAAAACCUAUUUAUGUCGUAACACCUAGUCAUUACAUUGCUGAGACUAGUACGAGACUAGUUUUUGUGUAAAUGCUCCGUAUUGCAAUGUCCUUGACGCAUUUAAUUGAAGCGCGAAAUAUACUUUUACUUCCACGUGUAUAAUUAAAAAAAAAUAUAUGUAAGUAUUCUGUAAAUCCAUC